AUGAUUCCCUCGACCAAUCACCCAGUUAUUGUGGUCGGCGCCAGCUUAGUCGGUUUAUCUGCAGCCCUAUGCUUGGCCUCACAUCAAGUUCCGACCAUCGUUCUCGAAAAACACUCUGGCAAAUCGCAGCACCCACGUGCAAUUGGUUUCACUUCCCGAACAAUGGAGAUUUAUCGCAUUCUCGGGAUUGAGAAUAAAGAUCCCGCGCCUGAGGAUUUCAAGCUCGAGCGUGCUCACGUCGAAAGUCUGACUGGAAAGUGGCUCGAUGAGUCCUCCUGGUCCGACACGGAGAGAAAGCCAAAAGUGGAAAAGCCAGUGAAACCAAAUCCACGGUCUUCCGGCCCAAAGAAAGAGUACUCGGUUGAACGUGCCUCGGCUAUCCCGCAAGACAAGUUGGAGCCUAUGCUCGAGGCUUUGGCUUUGGAACGCGGCGCAGAUAUUCGUCGCCAACAGAAAUUGAUCCGUGUGGAUCAGGACCAAGACGGUGUCGUCGCCACAGUUACCGAUGCCGAGGGCAAUGAGCAAAAGAUUCGUGGUUCCUACCUCAUCGCAGCAGAUGGGAACCGCAGCACCGUCCGAGAACUCCUUCAGAUCCCCCGACACGGCCGUGGACACAUGCAGACCUUGAGCAGUGUUUUGUUCCGUGCACCUAUCGAACAAUGGACCAAGGGUUUUUUUCAGUUUGAUAUCGGUCAGCCCGAUCUUAAGGCAUUCUUGGCUUCCUACAGCGACGGGCGAUGGGCCUUGAUGUUCAAGGAUGCAAUCGACCGCGACGAGCAAGCUCUCCGAGCCGCCAUUUAUCAAGCUGUUGGAAGAUCUGACUUCCCCGUUGAGAUCAUCACAACUGGCCGUUGGGAACUCACAGCUCUCGUAGCCGACACUUUCCAAUCUGGACGAAUCUUCCUCGCUGGUGAUGCCGCCCACACUUUACCGCCUAACCGUGGCGGUUACGGCGCAAACACUGGUAUCCACGACGUGCAAAAUCUCGCAUGGAAGCUCGCAGCUGUUUUGUCUGGCAAGGCAUCGGCGAAGCUUUUAGAUACGUACGAUUCUGAACGACGUCCUGUGGCACUUCUACGACAUGAUCAGAUCUUUGUCCGUGCCGAUUACAAAAUUCAUUUGGACACUGCCACUCCGGCUGGAGAAAAAAUCGACGACGAUGCCAUGGAGUUUGGCCAGAUCUAUCUCUCUGAGGGUAUAAUUGGCGCUGAUAAAAGUCUGCCUCGCGCGAAGAAGCCUGAUGAAUGGAAUGGUCAGCCCGGAACCCAUAUGCCUCAUUUCUGGGUUCUGAAAAAUGGGGAGAAGAUUCCUACCCUCGAUCUUCUUGGUCAGGGAGCAUGGACCCUGAUCUCGGAAUCGGAUAAGUGGAGCGAGGCAGUCUCUACUGUCAACGAGAGCUCAUCCAUUCCACUCGAGUUUGUCCAUUUUGGAAACAGUGUGCAACUCGUUCAUGGAGAUGACUUCCAGAAACAUUUCUCAGUCUCACAGUCUGGAGCUGCUCUCGUUCGACCGGACGGGUAUAUUGCUUGGAGGGUCGAGGCACUCCCCUCGAAUGCGGCAGAGGCUCUGAAGGGAGUGAUGUCGAAGGUUUCUUUCAGCACCGGCGGACCUCAAAUUUGA
Molecule: messenger RNA, 1620 nt
Organism: Penicillium subrubescens
Lineage: Eukaryota; Fungi; Ascomycota; Eurotiomycetes; Eurotiales; Aspergillaceae
Exons: 1
Coding region: 1-1620 (539 amino acids)
Molecular function (GO): FAD binding
Source: RefSeq, a predicted model, not a curated record